Ipomoea triloba (trilobed morning glory) is the source of this 1315-nucleotide messenger RNA. RefSeq names its product WAT1-related protein At2g39510-like. Bases 85 to 1218 code for a protein of 377 amino acids. Gene Ontology annotation, cellular component: plasma membrane. Gene Ontology annotation, molecular function: transmembrane transporter activity. NCBI's taxonomy places the organism in Eukaryota, Viridiplantae, Streptophyta, Magnoliopsida, Solanales, Convolvulaceae. The record is from RefSeq and is a predicted model, not a curated record. The transcript has 7 exons.
UUCACAAGCACCUUCGUAGUGCAGGGAAUUAGCAACAUAGAAAACAUUUAAUAUACAUACAAAAGACACUGUACUACAUUAAUAAUGGGAAAUGAGAGGUUUGUGAGGUGGUUAAAGGAUGCAAAACCAUAUUUUGGUGUGCUGUUCUUGCAACUAAGCUAUGCAGCCUCCUCCCUCAUCUCUAAAUCAGCACUCAACCAAGGAAUGAACCAUUACAUAUUUGUUGUCUACCGCAACAUCAUCGCCGCCGUCGUCUUCGCUCCUUUCGCUAUGCUCUUCGAAAGGAAAAUAAGGCCAAGAAUGACCAUCAACAUCUUCUUGAAGAUAAUGUUACUGGCCUUGUUGGAGCCAGUUAUCGACCAAAAUUUAUACUACGCAGGGAUGCAAUACACAACAGCAACUUUUGCCACAGCAAUGUGCAAUGUUCUCCCUGCCAUCACCUUUUUGCUAGCUUGGAUUCUCAGGCUUGAAAAUGUGAAGAUUAGGAGUUUUCACAGCCAAGGGAAGAUUGUGGGGACAAUAUUAACCAUCGGAGGUGCGAUGAUAAUGACACUUGUACGAGGACACGUAAUUGGAUUGCCAUGGACGACGAAACACGCGCCGCAAACCCAGUCCACUGAUGCCGCGACUGAGCACGACCACCUCAAGGGCGCAGUCAUGAUCGCCGCAGGCUGUUUUUGUUGGUCCUGCUUUUACAUUCUUCAGGCAAUUACGUUAAAGUCUUAUCCGGCGGGUCUGUCGCUCACAUGCCUAAUAUGCAUGGCUGGGGCGUUACAGAGCACUGUGUUAACUCUAGUGGUUGAGCGUGACAAUUACGCGAUAUGGGCACUACACUGGGACACUACAUUCUUGGCCUAUGUUUACAAUGGAAUAAUUCGUUCUGGAGUUGUUUAUUACAUUUCAGGAAUAAUUAUGAGUGAAAAGGGACCCUUUUUCGUUACUGCAUUUAAUCCACUUAGUAUGAUUAUGGUCGCAAUUGUUGGUUCAUUCAUGUUAGCUGAGCAAUUAGACUUCGGAAAGGUUUUUGGAGCGGUGGUUAUUAUUGUUGGAUUAUACCUAGUGAUAUGGGGUAAAAGUAAAGAUGUGUCAUCUUCAAAAUCAAGCGAGGAUGAUAACAUUGCGUUAUCUAACAAUAAGGAAUCAAUCUUGGCAAAGCCUUCAAAUGAGGAGAGGACAGAUGAUACUAUCAAAAUUAGAACACUUGACGAUGCAGUCUAAUUUUUCACGCAAAGUAAAUAUGUUGUAAAACAAUUUGUUAAGUGCAUUUCUAAUUGAAUUUUGAUCUUCUCGUAACUAAGCAAGCUCUUUAACUCAA